CACACACACACACACUGGGGAAAGGGAGGGACGUCUCCUGAGUCAGGACAGUGACGUGUUGUGCGGUUCAAUUUUCACAUACCUCAAACACGCGACUGACAAGGUGAAGCUGAUCUGAGGACAGAAACGAAUUUACAGUGGAUUACUAAUCACAGACAUAAACAAAGGUGGAACCCAUCAACUCUGACAGCUUGUCUCAAUUCACUACGUUCUCCGCCAAUGUGCAGUUUCAACCAGGAUUAUCUCAAGUUAAUCUUCAACCAAAAGUCGUGAUGAGGCCACUGGACUUGUUUAACAAGGUUGUCAUGCCGAUCCUGGAGAUAUAUGUUUGGAGAAAAAUGCUGUAGGACUCAAAUCAUUUGGAAGCACAAUGUUUCUCCCUGGAUGGUCCAUUUGGUGUGGUUUACUGACUCUACGCAUGUCAGCCUGGGGUUUGGACAGCGAUGAAGUCAAUUGCUUGCAGGGUCUCUCUAAUUGCACCAUACAGAAUGAAAUGCCUCUUAUUGUAGCAGAGAAUAAUAAUGGUGUCAGUGUCCAAAACCUGACUCCACAUUUCAAGCUCUGCUGCAAGGACGGAGCGCUGUGUGCAUUAUGUCUGGAGAUAGACACAGAGAUCCACUUCAGUCCAGAUAAAGACAUGGAGGAUGAAGGCCACUCUGGGCAUGAUGAAGAGGAUUAUAGCGAUGAGACAGUGAGAAAUCCAAAAGCGUCUGUGAUACUGUGUUACACAGCCGCCUCCACCAUGCCCACGUGCAAGAAGGUGGAGUUUACGGUUAAUCAUGCAGCUCUUACUCAGAAAAACCGGGCAAAGUUUUCUGUGGUGAUCCAUAAGCCAGCUGGGGUUUCCUUCAGCAGUCAUGUGAUUGUUCAUUCUUCCAAUCCGUCACAACUAUGUCGAAAGGUUGUAUUUCCCUCUCUAGAUGAAGUGUGUGCCUCCGAGAAACAGCAGGGACGUGUGGAACAAUGCCGUGUGCCCAUACUCAGCACUGUAAUUAACCAAGAGAUGGAGUGGGUGGAGCUGUUUUCUGGAAGCAAUAACAACCUUACCUCUGUGUGCAUCCAGUACGAGCAUAAUGGAAGAUGUCAGACAUGGAACAGGAAGCCCAUCCCUCUGUAUGAUGUGACCCCCUGCAUGUGUCUCCAGGUAUGGAAUGAGGACGAGCAGAGGCGUUCUCUGAGCUGCCCCUUCACUAACACAGAUUUCCUCCAAAGGAACGUAUGGCAGAAUGUGUCAGUGUCUGUCAGCCAGGGUCAAAUGAGCAACUACCACACGAUGCUUCAGUGGAACCUGUCUGCCCCCUGCAGGCUGGAAGGAGAAGUGUGGCCCUGCCGCAAAGAAAACACCUGCAGGGAGAUGGAGGGCUUUAGACAACAGCUGGCAAACGGCACAUGGAGACAAAACCAUGAGGGACUGUGGGAGAAAACAGGGGUGUUUGAAGAAAUCAAACUUCAACUCUCAACAUGUGUGAUGGUGAAGGUAAAAGGAAUGGGAGAUGAGCUGGGUCCAUUUUGUUUUAAAAACACUAUCAGGUGGCGCUGGAGUCUCCUGGUUGUUGGCGUCAUGCUGCUGGUUUGCUUGACUGUGCUUCUAUUUUAUCUCCUUCAUGACUUCGUCAAGAAAGGGGCGUGGAGCUGGCAUCAUGGCGGAUUUGUAAAGAUUGACAGAAAGAGUCAUGUGGUGUUGCUGAGCCCCCCAGAUAUGGAUGAUCGUGUUUCGGAGUCGGUGUGUCGGCUCGGUUCCCAGCUCUGUAACCAUGGCUUCAGCGUGUCUGUGGACCAGUGGAGCAGGAAGGAGCAGUGCACUCUGGGGCCUCUGCCGUGGCUGCACUCACAGCUGCUGGAGCUGAAAAGCCGGGGCGGCCGAGUCGUGCUCGUCUUGACCCGCAAAGCCUUGGAGAGAGCUGAGGAAUGGACCCAUCGGAACAAAGAGGUCAUCAAGACGAAUGGGGACGACAAGGGCCUCCCUCAGAUAUGUUCCCCUUACUCUGAUGUCUUCUCGGCCUCCAUGUGCCUUGUCCAAGCGGACAAGCAGCUCGGCAGGUCCGGAGAACGUUUUCUUCUGGUGACACUCGACUCCCAUCCAAUUAGUGACAGGAGUCUACCAGAGCUUCUUCAAGGGCUGCCCUUGUUCCAGCUUCCCUCUCAAACUGGGGCUCUCUUGGCUGAGCUCACUGUGGGAAGGACUGGGAGGGGAUCAGGUGGAAGGACGUGGACAAGGUGGAGAUGGAGUGUCUCACAUGGAGGGAGAGCAAAGACUAAAGAGGGACCAGACCAGCAGAAGGCAUCCUACUGUAAAUGUGCUGGAGUUGAGGAAACUUUGUGACAAAGCAUUUGAAGCACCCAGAAAAGAAUUGCUGCUCUGUGCAUGAAGGACAAUUUCAUCCAAAUUGUGGAUGAAUAAAUAAUAAGACACUAUUAAUGGCUGGCUGAAAAUGAUCUAUAUCGCUGUUAUAGUCAAGAAAUGCAAUGAAAUUAUCAACUUUUUACCAAAAACGUUAAAUGAUUUCUAACUGCACUGCAGUUUUUACGUAUGUUGCUUCAAUACAUAUAAAGCAAAUUCUACAUAAACUAAAUUAAUAAAUAUGCUAAAUAAUAUAUGUCCAAAACAAGUAUGAAGAAGGAUAUACUUUUAUGGUCCUACUCCUCUGUAUAACUUCAAUAAUGUUCUUAAUGUUUAUCACACAAAUCAUCGCCUUUAUGUUUAUCAAAUACAGUAUAACUUAACAAUUCACCUUAGUGUAAAUCAAAUCUAACUUAAAUGAUUACAUCAAUGUUUAUCCUAUUAACACAUACUGUAAACUUCCCCCCUUAUGGUUUGAGUAAUUAUUAAAGAACACCUUUCCUUUUAGUUAUACCUGCAUCAGUGCAGACCAUACAGUGUGUGGAGCAGACCUGAGUGCUAUUUGAGAGUUUGUGUUUACCUAAAGAUACAUACUAUCUGUAUAUGAUACACUUAAUGCACACAGACUUUAUUUUGUUUUUUUGUAUGAUGGUUUAUUUUCAUUGAAACCCCCUUUAUGCACAUUUCCUUAUUAUUAAAAAGGUAUAUAUUUUUUAUAAUUGAAGAGGCAUUUUUUUCCAUUGCAUUUGAUUCUCCAAGUAAAUAUUUCUGGAUUAUGUGGUUGGGAACUGGUUCUCAGGCUUUGUCUCAAUCAGCUGAAAUCUGGGGAAUCGGUACAGCAACAAAACAUUAUCACCGUGCAGGUGCCUCUCCAGCAUGUCCCAACAAUCACAGAGAAAAACUAAACAGAUGCUGUCAGGGAAAAUGUUUAAGUGUUUAAAAUGAACAAAAUACCCUUAAAUAACAUCAGGCUUUACUACAAAGACUUGUACUACUUGUUUUAAG
Molecule: messenger RNA, 3346 nt
Organism: Anoplopoma fimbria (sablefish)
Lineage: Eukaryota; Metazoa; Chordata; Actinopteri; Perciformes; Anoplopomatidae
Gene: il17rc
Product: interleukin 17 receptor C
Exons: 15
Coding region: 371-2323 (650 amino acids)
Molecular function (GO): interleukin-17 receptor activity
Source: RefSeq, a predicted model, not a curated record